AAUUGGCAGGCCACAGAGAGAAGACACAUUAAGAAAUUACAGGCGCCUGCACUUUCCUCGUUUUCCGUUACACUCGUAAGGCUCGUCCCACCCCGAACCUAAGCUUCGGAUUCCCAUUCCCCUCCAAAGCUACAAAUUUAAACGCCUCGGUUCGCGUCACUUACUGUUCUUUCGCUCUGCAAAAUCCCGACACGCCCUCGUAUCGCUCCAUCAAACGCAUAGAGAUCUAAUGGCCGAGCACGAAGGGACGCUGAUGGAGAAGAUGGCCGAGAAGAUCCACGGCGAUUCCUCCUCAUCCUCCUCCGAUUCUGACGACGACAAGCCCUCUCACGCUGACGCUCACAAAUCUAAAGUUUAUCGCCUCUUUGGCAGAGAGAAGCCUCUUCAUCAAGUCUUAGGCGCUGGAAAACCCGCUGAUGUUUUGCUAUGGAGGAACAAGAAAAUUUCUGGGAGUGUGCUUGGUAGUGCAACAGCGUUGUGGUUUCUCUUUGAAAUGCUUGAAUACCAUCUAAUCACUCUUGUUUGCCAUAUAUUGAUAAUCCUUCUAUCAAUCCUUUUCCUCUGGUCUAAUGCCUCUAACUUCAUCAAUGAGUCUCCACCAAACAUCCCGGAAGUCUUACUUCCUGAAAAAUGUGUCCUUGAAGUUGCAUCUGCUCUGAGAAUUGAAAUUAACCGAGCUCUUGAUGUUGUGCGGGACGUUGCAUCUGGAAAAGAUUUGAAGACGUUUCUUGGUGUCAUUGCUGGAUUAUGGAUUCUGUCAGUUGUGGGAAGUUGUUUUAACUUCUUGACAUUGAUCUACAUAGUAUUUGUUCUGCUUCACACUGUGCCGGUGUUUUAUGAGAAAUACGAGGACAAGGUCGAUUCAUUUUCUGAGAAGGCAAUAGUUGAGAUCAAGAAGCAGUAUGCAGUAUUUGAUGAGAAGGUUCUGAGUAAGAUUCUUAAAGGGCCAUUGAAAGGGAAGAAGAAAGAUUAAACGACAUUAGGUCAUUAGGUUUUUGCUGAAAUCAAUUACUAUGGCACCGUGACCUAUCCUCUGAGUCCCCGUUUCUACUUUAUGUUUUAGCUGCACGCAUCCUCAUUGAAUAUGGUUUUCAAUGAUGCUUAGUUUUAGAUCACAUGCGUUUGCUUCUUUAUUUUUUAAUCUAUUGACGCCAGCAUUGAAUUCUUGGCGGUUAGAAUAUGUUAUUUUACCUUGAUCUUUACAUCUUGUACUGAUUUUAAGAAUUACAAGAAGUUUUCGCAGAUAAUUUGUCUGGAAUUAUAAUUACAUAUAAGUAUGC
This is a messenger RNA of Durio zibethinus, 1280 nucleotides long. RefSeq names its product reticulon-like protein B3. The record is from RefSeq and is a predicted model, not a curated record. Gene Ontology annotation, biological process: response to bacterium. Lineage: Eukaryota; Viridiplantae; Streptophyta; Magnoliopsida; Malvales; Malvaceae.